This is a messenger RNA of Neltuma alba, 1155 nucleotides long. Its product is annotated as ADP-ribosylation factor-like protein 8c. The transcript is spliced from 6 exons. The record is from RefSeq and is a predicted model, not a curated record. Lineage: Eukaryota; Viridiplantae; Streptophyta; Magnoliopsida; Fabales; Fabaceae. Gene Ontology annotation, biological process: protein transport. The coding region runs from base 179 to 733 and encodes 184 amino acids. Gene Ontology annotation, molecular function: GTP binding; GTPase activity.
GGACAGGCAUUUAAUGGAUUCGUUUGGUUGCCGAUGACUGAAGUUUCACGUUCAUCGUUUUCCCGAAUCCCCGUUACUCCAAUUCCUUUCCUCUUCUCUUGUGCUUUCGUGCGAUUGAAUCAAAAGGUAAUUUUAUCGCUGGAUUCAGAAUUGGAACUGAAUCAUCUGCUUCACUGAAAUGGGUCUCUUCGAUUCUCUACUCAAUUGGCUCCGCAGUUUAUUUUUCAAACAGGAGAUGGAACUCUCCCUCGUAGGCCUUCAGAAUGCAGGGAAGACAUCUCUUGUCAAUGUGAUUGCUACAGGGGGUUACAACGAGGACAUGAUUCCAACUGUUGGAUUCAACAUGAGAAAGGUGACAAAAGGUAAUGUCACAAUAAAGCUUUGGGACCUUGGAGGACAGAGGAGAUUCCGAACAAUGUGGGAGCGUUACUGUCGUGGUGUGACUGCUAUAGUGUAUGUUGUCGAUGCAGCAGAUAGAGACAGCGUUCCUAUAUCACGAAGUGAGCUACAGGAGCUCUUGACAAAACCUUCCUUAAAUGGGAUCCCUUUGCUUGUUCUUGGAAACAAAAUUGACAAGUCAGAAGCUUUAUCCCAGCAAGCAUUGAUAGAUCAACUAGGGCUUGAAUCAAUAAAAGACAGAGAGGUUUGCUGCUAUAUGAUUUCAUGCAAGGAAUCCAUAAACAUAGAUGUUAUCAUUGACUGGCUUAUCAAGCACUCAAGAACUGCAACAUGAUCUUUUUAGAGUUGGCAUGCCAUUUCACUUUUGAUCGUAGAAGCAAUCGAGCACGGUGUUGCAGAAAUCGCUUCCUUGGUUCUGGAGUUGUGAUUAAUAAGCGGCUUUGUGCAGUAGAUGGAACUACUGAGUUAAGUAUGCUUCAAUGCAUCGUUCUCAUGUUCAGUAGGAAAUGAAUGAGAUCAUGAACCUGGUUGCCUGGUUUGUAUAAUUUUAUUUAUGGUUAGUUAACUUAUCUAACUGAAGACUAUUCCUUCUUUUUUUUCUUACCAUGAGUGAAAUAUUUCACAAUCUGAAAGUGGUAAUUCUCAAGCGAAUGAGGAAGGUGAUGGCGUUGAAGGUUUAUGAUGAUUCACAAGAUGAUUGUAUUUAUAUUUACAAAUUUUAUUAAAUCAUGGCAUACUUAAUUCUAUUCCCAUUUA